UCCAACAACAUGUCGUUAACUAUUGAAAAACAAAUUGAACUAUUGUUAGCUGGAAAUCCAUUAGAAAUUGAUGAUACGCACGAACCUAGCCAUGCCGUCCAAAAUGAUAUACUAGGAAUAAAAACUUCUAAUUAUGUUCCAAUUUGUCAAAAAACUGUAACAUACAUUGUUGCUGCUGUUGUCAUAAAUGAGCAAGGAGAUAUUUUAAUGAUUCAAGAAGCCAAAGCUUCUUGUAAUGGGAAAUGGUAUUUACCUGCUGGUCGAGUUGAUCCCAAUGAAAAUUUAUUAGAUGCUGUUAAAAGAGAAGUUCUGGAGGAAACAGGUCUUAUAUUGAAGCCAGAAACAUUGAUACUUAUUGAAUGUGCAACUGGUUCAUGGUUUCGAUUUGUUUUUACUGGCAAAAUAACUGGUGGUAAAUUAAAAACAUUAGAUGAAGCGAAUGAAGAAUCAUUGCAGGCACGCUGGGUAGAUAAUAUAAAUGACCUGACACUAAGAGCAAACGAUAUCAUUCCUCUGAUAGAAAGGGGAUAUUCUUAUACUAUGAACAAAGAUACUCUACAUCAUUCAAAUUUAAUUCCAGUUAGUAAACCAUUAAACAAAUUAUUAUUGAGGCUUGUAAUUACUUCAAAGAAGAGAGCAACGAAUAAAUUACAUGUUCUUGUAUCAGAUACAACACCAGUUCAUUUGCCAAUUUGUGAAAUUAAUCCAAGUCGUAGUCUUCUCUCUACUUUACACAACUUCAUGGAAGAACUGUUCGGUAGUGGAGUUGCACAGCAUAGGCCGCACGGUAUAUUUUCCGUAGAAUUCAGUGGAGGACAAGGAGGAGAUGGACUUCGUUUGACAUUACUAGUAUCAUUCAAGCUGCCUGUAGAAGAUGUUCCUACAAUUGGAACAUACAUUUGGCAUGAAUUACUUGAAAAUACAGCUGCGAAUAUAUCUAACCGUCUUCCACGAAAUAUGACUGUGCCUUUAAAUGUUAUACGAUAA
Molecule: messenger RNA, 987 nt
Organism: Dufourea novaeangliae
Lineage: Eukaryota; Metazoa; Arthropoda; Insecta; Hymenoptera; Halictidae
Product: 8-oxo-dGDP phosphatase NUDT18
Exons: 4
Coding region: 10-987 (325 amino acids)
Molecular function (GO): magnesium ion binding; 8-oxo-GDP phosphatase activity; 8-oxo-dGDP phosphatase activity
Source: RefSeq, a predicted model, not a curated record